Molecule: messenger RNA, 897 nt
Organism: Gregarina niphandrodes
Lineage: Eukaryota; Apicomplexa; Conoidasida; Eugregarinorida; Gregarinidae
Exons: 1
Coding region: 1-897 (298 amino acids)
Source: RefSeq, a predicted model, not a curated record
AUGCCACCAUACCACAUUGAUUAUACAGCAGUGAAACAGCUGCCCAACUUGGAGCAGCUUUCCGGUGUGAAGCAGCUGCCCAACUUGGAGCAGCUUUCCGGUGUGAAACAGCUGCCCAACUUGGAGCAGCUUUCGGGUGUGAAGCAGCUGCCCAACUUGGAGCAGCUUUCCGGUGUGAAGCAGCUGCCCAACUUGGAGCAGCUUUCCGGUGUGAAGCAGCUGCCCAACUUGGAGCAGCUGCCUUAUGUAGAGUCACGUUUUACGAGGUUGUUACAGAUGGAUCCGUCUUUUGACGUGUCUGAGUCGACAGCGGCGGACGGUGGUGACUUUGAGUCGAUUACUGUGCAAGUACAGGGUGGGGCGUGUCUGCCAUGGUGUGCGAAGGAGUCUGAGGAUGUGCGGGAGGUAGUAGAAUGUUUAGAAUUAAUACCGUCGAAUUGUAGUGCGACAGUUCGUGCGAGAACAUCAAUCAAACAGCAGGAGGUGUGCGAAGCGGAAGAUGACACGUUCCAGAUCAUGUUUGAUUAUCGACUGCCAACGAUGGGUGCCGUGGAGUUCCAGUAUGGAUCUGUGGUUCUUAAUUUUUUCCCGAGGCUGAAUGAUUUCGCCGAUGUUGACGUACGAGUUUAUACCGGAAGCAAAGCAGAACCAGGUUGCAAACUCGUUCAGGAAACACCAUGUCUACCUCUCGUCCGACUUGUCAAUGACGGAAGAUUCGUAAGACUCUCCGACAUACCCAGCAGAGACAGCAAUCGCAUGAUGAGAAUUGUUAUCCCAAAGACACCCAGCUCGAUCUGGCUUGAUAGCGUCUACAUUCACCCAGCCAGAAUAGAAAAUGUUGGGUCGUACACGCAACCAUUUUUCCUCUGUAUUAUUUUCUUCUUAUUCGUAUUUUGA